CGGAAUCUCACGUCAAAGCGGGCACGAAUCCGUUAACCUUGACGACCUCUAUUCUCGCGUCCUGAUCUUCCAUAGGAUCUGCUUCCAGAAUACCUCUGAGCUUGCGUUUGGAGUGUCGCAAUGCCUGAUGAACUCAAGGGCUAAGGAACCGGGGGAGUUCCCUAUCUUCUCUCGGGCUCGAUGGUUCCCCAGGAAGACCGGCCGACCCCGGUCUGCACCUGUUGUCCUCUUCCUCUCUCCGGCCACCCUACCGGCGACCGUAGCGCCUUAGGUCGCGAUUACGGUCACACCGCGCGGACAACUGGGCACAGAUACUUACAUACGUACCCCUGCAGGGACACAAGAGGACCAGAACGAAUAUGACGAGAAAACGCGUCAGAAAGCCAUGGCUGGAUUAGUGCAGUCCUGGAUGGACAGGUUGCAAUUGAUCAGCGUCAUUACAACCUUCUUCGCCGCCAUCGAAGCUCAGCUGAUUGGCAGCACGACGCCCGACGACCCGAAGACGGACUCCAUGAUCGACCAAGCAGCCAACGCGGCACUUGCAGGCGCGCUGGUCAUUCACGUCUUCGCCGCAAUCAUCUCCUUCCUCGCCGCGUUCUUCCUCAUCCGAUACAAGCUCUCUGUGGCGAAGCACGAGGAGCGCAAGGUGGAAGGGGCGACGCACAACGGGGUCGAGACCGUUUCAAGUUCAUCGGUUUGGUCGUCGAACCCGCACCUAGAGCAGGUCGGGCCGUUCCGCCGCGGGCAGCCACCGACGCACCUGCUGGAUCAUUGCCACUCGCUGUGCAUGGGACUGUCGGCUGUUGGGUUCGUGCUCGCGAUAAUGGGUGUUAUGUGCUUCGCGUGGUCGCGGAUGCCGCUGAGUGCGAGCAUCUUCGCGUCUGCAUGUUGUGGAGCGUGUAUAGUCUCUGGAGUUGCUGCGAUAUUCUGGCCUGCUGGAUCUAUGCAUAGGCGCAAAUCUGACUGAGAUGGAACAUUCGGUAUGCCUGUAAGUCUGAAUCAACGGCUCUAUAACAUGUCAAUCACUUGACGACGUUACUCAGCGUUGCUCUACAACACACGUAAUCUACAUCGUAUCGUAUUCCUCAUAUUUCUAUGCUGAAUGUUUAUUUGAGAAAUAUUCUAUUCGAAGGCCCUUGCCGGGUUCGAAGAUUCGAAUACCCACGCUGUCCAACGACGACACGUUGAAGUGGCUAUCAACCGUGCUGCUGGAGAGGCAUGCUACGGCUCAAUGGCAACAUACGACUAGGGGCAUGCGCCCUCUACGUAAGCUUAAGCUCUCAAGGUUUCAUGUGUAUGAGAGCGAGUAGUAGCUAGCACCGCCGAGCCUGCGUCCCUAUUGGCACAUGGGCGGUCUUGUCUGCCAUUCUCGCCCUGUCUGAGUUGGAAGUGGACAGGCUUCUCGGGGAAACGGCUGUACCCCUCGAUGGGAACCGUUUCCGGCCGCUUGUCGCGGGGCCCGGAUUGUCUGCAUCCGAACAUACCGUGAACGUACUCUGCGCUGGAAAUGUCCCGCGCUACUCGCACAUAUUGUUCGACUCGGGGCGUCCGCCGACCCCAUUUGUCGCAUUACUACUGUCGUCAGUCAGCCGCAAUGGAGGAUACGCAAGCUGUUUUGUACGCAGUAGCAGCGGUCUUGGUCGCAGCCUAUGUUAUCCGCUGGCGCACGAACCCGCUCAACUCUAUACCUACUGUCGGCGGGCCCUCUGCGCCUAUCCUCUGCUACCUGUCUGCACUCAACUUCCUGCUCCACCCCAGGGAACUGCUCACCGAAGGGUAUCAGAAGUUCCACGGCUCAGUUUUCAAAGUUGCGCUCAUCGACCAAUGGCUCGUUGUUGUAAGUGGGUCAAAGCUGGUGGACGAGGUCAGGAGGCAUGCGGACGAGCAGCUGUCGUUCGUCGAAGGCGUAGAAGACCUCAUCCAAACGAGGUAUACGCUGGGUCCCGAGAUGACUAGCGAUCCGUACCAUGUCGACAUCAUCAAGGAGAAGCUGAUGCGCACCCUGCCGGUGGUGUUGCCGGACGUUAUCGACGAACUGACUUAUGCUGUGCCGAACUACAUUCCAGCUAACGAGACAGAGUGGAUCUCCGUCAACGUGUUGAAGACGAUGUUGAACGUGGUCGCGCGAGUCAGCAACCGCGUAUUCGUCGGUCUGCCUGUUUGCCGCAACCAGGCGUACCUGGACAUCGCGAUUGCUUUCACCGUUGACGUCAUCAAGGACCGGACGAUCAUCAAUAUUUUCCCCGAUUUCAUGAAAGGCUUCAUCGCCGGGCUCACGACCAAUGUGAAAACCAGUACUCGUCGGGCGAUCCCUCACAUCAAGCCUCUGUUGGACGAACGGAAGGCAAAGAUAGAAGAGCACGGUUUAGGAGAGCCAUGGGAAGGCAAGCCGAACGACAUGCUGGAGUGGAUCCUGGAACAGGCGAUCCCCAGGAGGUGUACAGACGAGGCUAUAGUGCAGAGGAUUCUCCUGGUCAACUUCGCCGCUAUCCACACCUCUUCGAACAGCAUGACCCACGCGCUCUUCGAUCUAGCAGCUGCUCCCGAGUAUAUACAACCCCUCCGCGAAGAGAUUGAACCCAUCGUAGCGGCUGAAGGGUGGACGAAAGCGGCGAUGGGAAAGAUGUGGAAGCUGGAUAGUUUCCUGCGGGAGUCUCAGCGAUUCAACGGUAUUGGCCUCACGUCUGUUACGCGCAAGGCUAUGAAAGACGUCGCCCUUAGCGAUGGAACCGUCCUCCCGAAAGGCUCCCUCAUCGUCACGGCGUCAUACCCUAUCCACCACGACAAUACGAUCUACGAGAACGCGAACACGUUCGAUCCAUUCCGUUUCUCGCGCAUGCGCGAAGUUGAGGGCGAGGGUAUGAAGUACCAAUUUGUGAACACCUCCCUCGAGUACGUUUCGUUCGGCCAUGGCAAGCAUGCAUGCCCAGGCCGCUUCUUCGCUGCGAACGAGCUGAAGGCAAUCCUGGCGUACAUCGUUGUCAACUACGACUUGAAGAUUGGCGGAGACGGAGAGCGCCCCCCAAACAUCUGCUUUGCCACGAACAUCGUCCCGAAUCCAAAGGGAGAAAUUCUGUUCAGAAAGCGGAAGGCCACUCUGUGA
This is a messenger RNA of Dichomitus squalens LYAD-421 SS1, 3103 nucleotides long. Its product is annotated as cytochrome P450. Bases 1508 to 3103 code for a protein of 531 amino acids. The transcript has 14 exons. Lineage: Eukaryota; Fungi; Basidiomycota; Agaricomycetes; Polyporales; Polyporaceae. The record is from RefSeq and is a predicted model, not a curated record. Gene Ontology annotation, molecular function: heme binding; monooxygenase activity; iron ion binding.